UAUAUAACAGAAUUUAGAUAUCUUUUUCUAAAAAGGUCUUGCAAACAAAAUUUGUAUUACGCGAAAAUUACUUUUUCUACCAAUUUCAAUUUCAAUUAUUCUAAUUAAUUUGGGUAUUCAGUGCAUUCGAUAUAUUCAAGACAUUUAUCAAGAAUUAUUAUUCGAUUGCUUUCUACCUAUAGAAGGUAUUGAAAGUAACUAUGAUCGUACGAAAAUUGUGUGUAUCAGUACAAGUGUACAAGUUCUGUUAAAGCAUAAUAGUAAUAUUCAAUGUUGCUUUUAAAUGCGCAUGCAUCAGUAAUUGCUAAAAUAAAAGUGCAUAUGAUGAAAAUAAAUUAUACGUAUAGAUAAACCAAAUAAUCUAGUGUAUUCUUAUAUACGAAAGAGUGUAGCAUUUAUUACAAUAUUAACAUGGCUGGUGACAAAGUAAUCGGUGGUUCAUCACUCGUAAAUAGAGAAAAAGUACAUCAAAGUGGUGCUUAUAACUUAAAUCUGAAUUUAGAAGAUGAAUUCACAGAACCCAUUGAGGAUAUUCCUUGCCCUGAAUUUCAGUUUUCGACAGUAGCUUGUUGUUUCUGUAAUGGAUAUUAUGGACCAUGUUUUGAAGAACCUGUUUGCGCAACAUGUCACGCAUUUUUAUUUCCGAAUGAUGUUGGUCUUUUACAAGUUCCCAUUUUCAGUGAAAAAACAGAUGAUGAAGAUUCAGGAAAUGAUGAACCAACAGAACUCUAUUAUAACCAUGAAAGAAGAGCCAGUCAGCAGCAACAAAAUUCUCCACAAAAUGCAAAUUCAAAUGUACCAAACAUAUCAAAUAUUUCUAAUCCUAACUCUCAUACAUCUCAACGUAUUCAUAUGCAAAAUGACAAUAUUUCAGCAACACAGAAAGUACACUAUGGUAUAAAUCCAUAUAACUCUAAAAGUAUAGCAACUAUUUCUCAAAAUGUGCCCCUUGUACAUGAUACACACUCUGGUAAUGUACAAAGUAUGGUAAAUGGAAAUAAUGAAACUCACAAUGAAACCUGUAAAGAAAAAGUUUCUACUCUUGAGAAUUCUCAAUGCAUAGCAGAAAGGAAGCUGCACAGCAUAGUUCCAUUUCAGAGAGUUAAAGAAUUAGAAAAUUAUCAGCAUUGCCAAUGGAAUUACAAAGCACAUGAUGAUGUAGGCGAACCUUCAAGAUCAUAUAGUUUAUCUGAACGAUUAGAAAUGUUAACGAACUAUAAACAUGUUGAACAUGAAUCUGUUUCUGAACCAAGCUUAGUAGAAAGGUUACCACCAGAAGUGCUGUUAGUUGUUUUUUCCCAUUUAGAUGAUGUUAGUCUUUGGUCAGCUGCAAAUGUUUGCCGCAGAUGGUGUGGUUUAUUAUCAACACAUGUAACAUCGCAACAGUGGCAGCAAAAUGUUAAACUACGAUGGCCUUUAUACAAACCUAUUGGAUCUGUUAAAAAUUGGUACAAAGUAUACGAUUUUUUGGCUUCCUCAGCACCUUGCAGGACAUGUUUGGCACAAACUUGUUUAAGAUCGCGAUCUCCGAGAAUCCAAGAAAAUUCUUGGAGAAGAACUCGACUUCAUAGCGAAUUAAAAAGUUUAAGAAGAGAUCCUCCUGAAGGUAUUGAGGCAACUCCUUUAGAUCAGAUGUGUUGCCACUGGCAGGCUACUAUAACUGGACCUGUAGGAAGUCCAUAUGAAGGAGGCUUAUUUUACCUUUAUUUACAAGUACCAUGCAGUUAUCCCUUGUAUCCACCAAUAGUAAGGUUUCUUACCAAAAUACUUCAUCCAAACGUUUCUAGACAUGGUGAUGUUGGUAUAGACUCAAUACAUCAUAAUUGGUCAUUGGCAUUAACAAUUUCAAAAGUGUUAAUUAGUGUUCAAAGCUUACUUACGGAUCCAUAUUGUCAGGUUUGUAUGGAGCCAGAGUUGGGUGAAAUGUACUUGAACGAUCGUGAAAGAUUCGAUGAAAUCGCCAGGGCAUGGACAUGGAGAUAUGCUAUGCAUGAUGUUGUGACGCCGUCAUAAAGAACUCCAAAUAAACUGUUUCGUACAUGCA
Megachile rotundata (alfalfa leafcutting bee) is the source of this 2044-nucleotide messenger RNA. It is a transcript of the gene morgue, whose product is annotated as modifier of rpr and grim, ubiquitously expressed. Gene Ontology annotation, molecular function: protein binding. The record is from RefSeq and is a predicted model, not a curated record. Lineage: Eukaryota; Metazoa; Arthropoda; Insecta; Hymenoptera; Megachilidae.